AUGGCGCCACAAGAGCAGGACCGUCACACCUUCUAUGCGGGGAAGGCCCAACCCGACUCGGAAUCCCCAGGCACUUUCCAGUCCAUCGACCCUUCGACGGCGAAGCCCGUCUGCACCAUCCACACUUCCUCCCCGGCCUCCAUCAACGCGGCUGUCGACGCCGCAAAGUCCGCCUUCCCCUCAUGGUCCAGCACGCCCCCCAUUGAGCGUUCGCGUAUUCUCCUGAAGGCCGUCGCUCUGCUUCGUGAGCGCAACGAUGAGCUCGCCAAGAUCGAGACUCUCGACACCGGCAAGGCUUUCUCUGAGACGCAGUACGUUGACGUCGUCACUGGCGCCGACGUCCUCGAGUACUUCGCCAACCUCGUCGCCAGCGGUGGUCUUAACGGCGAGUCUUUCCGCCUGAGGUCCUCCGCCUUCGUCUACACCACCAAGGAGCCCCUCGGUGUAUGCGCAGGCAUCGGCGCCUGGAACUACCCCAUCCAGAUCGCCCUGUGGAAGUCCGCACCCUGCCUGGCGGCCGGUAACUGCAUGGUUUACAAGCCUAGCGAGUUCACUCCCCUUCACGCUCACUACCUUGCCUCCAUCUACAAGGAGGCCGGCGUGCCUGAUGGCGUCUUCAACGUUAUCUACGGCGCUGGCGAUGUCGGUGCUGCGCUGACAAGCCACCCUGACAUCGCCAAGGUCAGCUUCACUGGCCAGGUCAGCACCGGUAAGAAGGUUGCUGGCUCAGCCGCCGGCGGCAUGAAGUACGUGACCAUGGAGCUCGGCGGCAAGAGCCCCGUCAUCGUGCUUCCCGAUGCCGACGUCGAGCAGGCCGUCGACGGCGCCAUGCUCGCCAAUUUCUACAGCUCCGGUCAGGUGUGCACGAACGGUACCCGUGUCUUCAUCCCCAAAUCCAUGAAGGCCGACUUCGAGCGCGUUGUGCAAGAAAAGCUCAAGUACGUCCGCGCGGGCGACCUCUUCGACCCCGCGACGAACUUUGGCCCCCUGAACAGCAAGGCGCAUCUCGAGAAGGUGCAGAGCUACGUUCGUAAGGGUGUUAUGGAGGACAAGGCGACGCUGUUGGUUGGCGGCACCAACCAGCCGAAGGGUCUUCCCUCGGCGCUCAAGGGCGGCCACUGGAUCCAGCCGAGCGUCUUCACCGACUGCACCGACAACAUGACCAUCGUCAAGGAGGAGAUCUUCGGACCCGUCAUGUGCAUCCUUACCUACGACACCAUCGACGAGGCGGUGCGCCGCGCCAACACGACGGAGCUGGGUCUGGCCGCGGGUGUCUUCGGCAGAGACAUCGACCAGUGCCACCAGGUCAUUUCACAGAUCGAGGCCGGUAUUACGUGGAUCAACACGUGGGGCGAGUCGCCGGCCGAGAUGGCCGUCGGCGGAUGGAAGCAGAGCGGUGUCGGUGUGGAGAACGGACGUAAGGGUCUCGAGGCCUGGGUGCGGAACAAGAGCACGCUCGUCGAGAUGGGCGGAACCGUGCCGACCGUGUUCUCCAAGUUGUAA
This is a messenger RNA of Colletotrichum karsti, 1503 nucleotides long. RefSeq names its product betaine aldehyde dehydrogenase. Gene Ontology annotation, molecular function: aldehyde dehydrogenase (NAD+) activity. The coding region runs from base 1 to 1503 and encodes 500 amino acids. NCBI's taxonomy places the organism in Eukaryota, Fungi, Ascomycota, Sordariomycetes, Glomerellales, Glomerellaceae. The transcript has a single exon. The record is from RefSeq and is a predicted model, not a curated record.